AUGGUCUUUUGGAGCAUUCUGGAGCAUAUGGGACAUAAGGAGCAUGGAGGGACUUGGCACAUGGAAGCAGCUCAACUGGAUACGCAAAGGAAGAAGGGAGAAGCCAUCUUGAAGACCAGCUCGACCGUCCACUCGACCAACCGGUCGAGUUCCUCAACUCGACCGGCCAAGCUUCAACUCGAUCGAGCUGGGGAGUCAAAGUCAAACCCGAAAAAUGUUGCUUCCCCCUUGACUUUCCUUUGA
This is a messenger RNA of Microthlaspi erraticum, 243 nucleotides long. The record is from the annotation of a GenBank genome assembly. Lineage: Eukaryota; Viridiplantae; Streptophyta; Magnoliopsida; Brassicales; Brassicaceae.